AUGGGAGAAACUGAGCUCUGCUUCCCGCAGCUCUUCAACACCUCCUGCUGGAAGCCGAAGCGUCCACUCAGCAAGGCUGUGCUCAUUUACUCUCUGCUGUCCUUCAUCUCUCUGCUCACUGCUUCUCUCAACCUGCUCGUCAUUAUCUCCAUCUCCCACUUCAAGCAGCUCCACACUUCCACCAACUUCUUCCUAUUGUCUCUGGCUGUCUCAGAUUUCUUCGUGGGCCUCGUUAUGCCUUUUCUGAUUGCCCAAACCAACGGCUGCUGGUUUCUUGGUGACAUUAUGUGUGUACUAUAUAGUGGUUUGACUUGCCUAAUCAUCUCGGCCUCAGUAGGAACCAUGGUACUCAUAUCAGUCGACCGCUAUGUGGCUAUUUGUGAUCCUCUCCACUACUCCACUAAAGUCACUGUAACAAGAGUUUCUUUCUGUAUUUCUCUCUGUUGGUCCUGUUCUUUUUUGUUCAGCAUCCUCCUAUUGAAGGAUAACUUCAAAAAUCCAGGCAGGUAUAACUCCUGCUAUGGAGAGUGUGUAGUGGUUGUUAAUUACACCGUUGGAGUUGUGGACUUAUUCCUGACAUUUGUUGGCCCUUUUACAGUGAUCAUAGUUAUGUAUAUGAGAGUGUUUGUGGUGGCUGUGUCUCAGGCCCGGGCCAUGCGCUCUCAGAUUAAGACAUUUCAGGGCCAGAGCAGCUCAGCUGGGUUCACACCUACUCCCACAGAGACAUGGCUCUUUUGCCUUAACUCCUGUCUGAACCCAAUGAUUUAUGCUUUUUGUUACCCCUGGUUUCUGAAAUCUGCCAAGCUCAUUGUCACAUGUAAAAUACUGAAACCUGACUCCAGUCAUCUUAGAAUUUUGUAG
Molecule: messenger RNA, 861 nt
Organism: Salarias fasciatus (jewelled blenny)
Lineage: Eukaryota; Metazoa; Chordata; Actinopteri; Blenniiformes; Blenniidae
Product: trace amine-associated receptor 8a-like
Exons: 3
Coding region: 1-861 (286 amino acids)
Biological process (GO): G protein-coupled receptor signaling pathway
Cellular component (GO): membrane
Molecular function (GO): trace-amine receptor activity
Source: RefSeq, a predicted model, not a curated record